Helianthus annuus (common sunflower) is the source of this 1784-nucleotide messenger RNA. RefSeq lists its product as uncharacterized. The coding region runs from base 15 to 1754 and encodes 579 amino acids. Gene Ontology annotation, molecular function: RNA binding. The record is from RefSeq and is a predicted model, not a curated record. NCBI's taxonomy places the organism in Eukaryota, Viridiplantae, Streptophyta, Magnoliopsida, Asterales, Asteraceae. The transcript is spliced from 2 exons.
CCAAAACUGGUGUGAUGUAUCGGAAGAACUACCGGAGUUACGACGAGAGUCAGGAGGAGACAACAUUCUACGUGACCAAUCUUCCAUGCGGGAUUUCGAACUCAUUGUUACGGAAAGCCUUCCAGCCGUAUGGCGUUGUUAAGGAUGCUUAUGUUGCUCGAAAGAAGGAUGUCAGAGGCAACAACUUCGGGUUCAUUAGAUAUGUGGGGGUUACAAACAUCAACAUGGUACUGGAAGGCAUGAAUUCAGUGAAGAUCUUUGAAGCUAAGGUGUCAGCGUCAUUGGCUAAAUUCGACAAGAACCACAAUAAGAUUGAGCGCAAGUUUCCUGAUACAAGAUAUGUUCAACCUAAGCCAACUCCAGCCAAUCCAGCACCACCAGUAAAGGAGACGAGGCAUUACGCGACAGCUGGGGUGCCCAAAAGAAGUCUGUACAGAGACAUUCUGGUUGGGAAGCAAGGAGAGACGAGUGGCAAUAGUAAAAGAGUAAUGGUAGAGGAUAGAUUAGCAUUGUAUCCCAAUCAUUUUAUGAUGAGGGCCGUGGUGGUUGAGGUAAAAAGUGUGGUGGCGUUGGAAGAAUUAAGGACACUACUUGACAUUGGAGGAUACAUGGAUAACCCAGUAAGUUAUCUAGGUGGACUAAAGUGUAUGGUGGUUUUUAAAGAAAAGAGGCUAGCAAUCGAAUUCAUAGAAAAAGAAUCGGAGGCAUGGAGCAGUGUAAUUUCAUCCGCGGUAUUAUGGAAGGGGCAAGAUAUUAGCUACGACCGACUGGUGUGGCUGAACAUUGUAGGAGUUCCGAUUCAACUCCGCGACAAUAAGUUGUAUGAUCAGAUAGGAGAACAAUUUGGGAGGCUCGCCGGGGGGUCGCAAUUCUCGUGGUCUUCAUCAGAUAACUCAAGUGGAAACUGCUGGGUUGUCACAGAGGUCGGCAAGAGAAUUGACGAAGAAGUUAAGUUACUUUGGCGAGAAAGAGAAUACAAAGCUUGGGUGACAGAGGAACGUAAUCAAGAUCUACAGUCUGUAAUUGCGGAGCUAACAACGUCCAAGUUCUCCACCCCAGCGAAAUCCUCUGGUUCUGUUGCAGGACAGAAUGAGGAAGUCGAAGAAGGUGAAAUCCCGGUGGGUCAUGAUGAAACUCCGGCGAGAGCGGGUGUCGAUAGUCGGACGCCGUUUGAAAUUCCGGGGGAAAACGAAAGGUCAAGACGGGAGGACAGCGUGCAUGAGGAGCAUGCUCGGGAAGGGGAAAGGUUGCUUAGGUCAGUUGAGGUUGGAAGUGUCAACAAGGUGGGCCAUACUACAACUAAGGAUCUGGGCUCCACUAGGGUAUCACGUAAACGACCCAGAAGCUUCAUUAGUCCACACCAACUAAGCCCAAAAAAUCUUUUUGGGGCUGGAGAUAAUUAUGAAGGUGGGGCCAGGGAUGAGUCAUUAGAUUUAAACAACCCUUUAGUGUCCACUGGUCAAAAUUCGACGGACACAAACUCAGAGACGGAAAUCAAGGAGACACCAGCGAUGGAUAUCGAUUCGGAACACAUUACAGUUCUGGCGGUUGCAGAGGCCAACAACGAAGCAGCACAGGAUAUCGAUUUCCAAACAAGGAACUCAGGGCAGUUGAAGAAUGGUGAUGAAGACACUAGGGCUGAAACUGUUGCGACGAUUGGUGUAGGAGAGAAGGUAGGGUUUCAGUUGUCGGGGUUCCGCGAUCAGGUUAGUAAGACUAUUAUUGGAGAAGGUGACCAAAUUGUUCAUCAAUGAAUAUUAUGUCCAUAAACUUACGGGGGGUCA